AUUAGGUUCUGGGCGAUUACCAUUACUCACACAGGUCUUGCCGCUUCACGCUUCUUCUUUUGCAGAAGAGAAUUGGUAGCGAGGUGAAUGAAUUGAGCCUUGUUUCUCGCUAAAGUUCAAUCACUCUGAUGUAUGCCAGGAGUACCGCAAACUGGAAUGUUGUGCGUAACAUACUCCCCCCAAGGGGUGACAUCAAGUAAAAGAGUCUUUCAGUGGCCACCUGUGAAUUCUUUGACACUAUGUAUGUUUGUUGGUGAAACUCUUCAACCUGGAGCCACUUUUUGAGCUACAUGGGUAUCGGCAAGCGGUCCCAUAACCACCGAACGCGUACACCCACCGCCGCAAGUGCUCCUGGAAAGGUAUAUCCAGCGCAGCUUCUCAAUUAGUAGGCCGCUAUGGGUAUCCUUUUGAGAUUUUAGCCGAACCCCAAGCCAGGGACUAUCCGGGCAUUCGAUUGCAUAAAUACCCACCAAGGCUCCAUGGUCUUCUCAAGCGGUAAUAUGAAUCGCUUUGGAACCCGCAACGGGAUUCAUCAAGGUUGUUGGGCCUGUCGCACUCGGAAAAAGAAAUGCUCGCUCGACCCCUUGAAUCUGGGGUCUUGUGAUGAGUGUAAGAGGCUUGGCAUCAAAUGUUGUGGAUUUGGAGCCAAACUAACAAUGGUAGCGUAUUGUGCUUGUAUGCCUUCUCUUCCCAUUGUUAGAAAUCCCUGUUGUGGGAUGACUCUUAUGGGCGGCAGAUCUGAACUUUGAAUGUUAUCAUAGGACAAAGAGACCCUCGCUGAAUUCAAGAGGGAGAUAAAGAUAGCGAUCAUGCACACCCGCAUGGCUCAACGACGAGCUCGAGCAUCGCGCGCCACUCCGCGUGGACCCCGACCUAAUGCUAACAUUCCCGGAGGUCCAACCGGCGGCGCACAUGUCAAUCUUUAGCAGCUCUGAAGUCAUUACGCCUUAUGCAUGUCCAGGCACAUAUGACGAUGCACGCCCUUCUAGUCCUGUUCGUUCAUUAGGCAAGAUCCCAGCCUUUACUAAAGCAGAUUCGUCAAUUCCCAUGGAAUGAUCUCCGGGAUAGGCUGCGCCACGUGGCACUUCAC
This is a messenger RNA of Cantharellus anzutake, 1090 nucleotides long. RefSeq lists its product as uncharacterized. Gene Ontology annotation, molecular function: DNA-binding transcription factor activity, RNA polymerase II-specific; zinc ion binding. Gene Ontology annotation, biological process: regulation of DNA-templated transcription. The record is from RefSeq and is a predicted model, not a curated record. The transcript is spliced from 3 exons. Bases 480 to 749 code for a protein of 89 amino acids. Lineage: Eukaryota; Fungi; Basidiomycota; Agaricomycetes; Cantharellales; Hydnaceae.